AUUUCCGUUGUCAGGUGGUGCUGUCGCUGUGGAAAGAUGCGAUCAGCGAGAAGCGGAGGCUUUUCCUUAAUUGCUCAUUUCAGUAAUAGAGGCUAAACAACGCGAAACUAAAACCCCCGAAGCUUCUCCCGGCUGAGAGAGAAGCUCCGUACACCCACCACAGCGUUCGCCUGAGAAAUGUUGAUAUUUUAAGAAGACAACGCAGAUCUUAGCCGGCGGUUUUGGCUUUGAGAGCUCCAGUAUGUCCAAACGGCGCUCGUCAGAGAGGGGGGCUGGAGAGACAUCAGGCAGGGCUAGCAAGCUGCAGUGUCCUGGGAUAUCUGGCAGUAACGCCAAGAGAGCCGGCCCCUUCAUCCUCGGACCUCGCCUGGGCAACUCGCCAGUACCGAGUAUAGUCCAGUGUUUGGCCAGGAAAGAUGGCACAGAUGACUUCUAUCAGCUCAAAAUCCUGACGCUGGAGGAGCGAGUAGACUCCGUGGGGGAAACCCAGGAGGAGCGACAGGGGAAGAUGCUGCUGCAUACAGAAUACUCUCUCCUUUCUCUGCUGCACAACCAGGAUGGUGUGGUUCACCAUCAUGGCCUUUUUCAGGAUCGCGCCUAUGAAAUAGUAGAGGACAUGGAAGCCAACAAAGUUCGUAAGAUGAAGAAGCGGAUCUGCCUUGUCCUGGACUGCCUCUGCGCUCACGAUUUCAGUGACAAGACGGCAGAUCUAAUAAACCUCCAGCAUUACGUCAUAAAGGAGAAGAGACUGAGCGAGCGUGAAGCUAUUGUCAUUUUCUACGAUGUUGUGCGUGUGGUGGAGGCCCUCCAUAAGAAAAACAUUGUGCAUAGAGACCUCAAGCUGGGAAAUAUGGUGCUGAACAAACGGACACACCGGAUUACCAUCACUAACUUCUGCCUGGGAAAACAUCUGGUGAGUGAGGAUGACCUGCUGAAAGACCAGAGAGGGAGCCCUGCCUACAUUAGUCCUGAUGUAUUAAGUGGUCGCCCAUACCGCGGUAAACCCAGCGACAUGUGGGCCCUCGGCGUUGUCUUGUUCACCAUGCUGUAUGGCCAGUUCCCUUUUUAUGACAGCAUACCUCAAGAACUCUUCCGCAAAAUCAAGGCUGCAGAGUACUCUAUUCCAGAAGAUGGUCGUGUGUCUGAGAACACGGUGUGCCUCAUUCGAAAGCUGCUCGUGCUGGACCCUCAGCAGAGGCUGGCUGCAGGAGAAGUGCUGGAGUCACUCAGUGCCAUUAUUGCUUCAUGGCAGUCGGUUUCAUCGAUGAGUGGCCCUCUACAGGUAGUUCCAGAUAUUGACGAUCAGGUCAAUAACCAAGAACAUUUACAGGAGGCCAAGGCAAUCGAAGAGUCUUCGCAGUACGAAUUUGAGAACUACAUGCGCCAGCAGCUGCUGCUGGCUGAAGAGAAGAACACUAUUCAUGAAGCCAAGAGCUUUCUCACCAAGAGGCAGUUUGGCAACAUCCCACCUGUCAGACGUCUGGGUCACGACGCCCAACCAGUCAGUCCAUUCGACGCUACUGCUCUUGCUCAACGAUUCCUCCGGAAAUAACCCUCAACCAGCCACACCAACCUCUUAUGCCUCCCUGGGAACUAAAUACACCCAUGGAGACCAGAGAGAACUUGGGAGAAAAAUACCCAAAACGGAACUGGCACACAGGAAGACCUUCCUGAGCCGGCAAGCAGACAGAUGCAUACUGGGGUUUUAGUAAGCUAAGUGGAGCAGACGCAUAGUCGAGUACCAGAGCAGAUUCACAUCUCAGAGCUUCACUUUCCCAGUCUGGAUCAUCUCUGGCCUGGACACGAAACUCCCGACUCAAAGGUUCUUUGCCCACUUGUUAGUCACUGUGCAUCAAACUCGUCGGCAUGGUGUGUCGCGGUGCUGAUGAGGUUCUACCUGCAGUGUUGAAGAAACUAUUAACCCCUGACGCCUCUUCCUUGCACCUCUAAAACUUCCCCAUCCAUUCUGGCUUCCCUGAGCAAUACAGGUCCAGAAUCAUGUAGCAACUCCCCCCUCUUUUCACCAUGGUUUGGAAUUUUCUCAAGUCCAGUUACUUGAUCACAGAUGUCAUUCAUGUAUACCUCCAUUCCACCUUUUUUCUCUCUUUCUCACCCUCUCUCUCUUUGAUUUUUUUCUGCAUUGUUCUAACCAUAACUCUUCAAAUCAAUCUACCUCUCCGUCUCUGUCCGUCUGUUUCUAAACCAUACUCGCAGUUCUGAGGCGAGGGAUUGUAACGACCGAGUCUCAACCCACCAGUGGCAUAAAGCAUUAAUGUUUUCAGUUGGAGUGAAACUGCUUUAAAACCGUUUUAGGCAGUUUCUAAAAAUCUGAAUAAGCUUUGUAUUUGCCUGAAUAAGUAGCAUUUUAUCUCAGUAGUUUCAUUGAAGAAAGAUUUCAAUAUCAAAGCUUGCGUUGAAAUUCACGCUCUGCAUCGUCUCCUGCUUCUUUCUCAUCCCUGUGGAAAUCUUUUUAGCACCUCGGCAGCUAUUGUGAGGUACCUGGGAGUCCCAAUGCCAAGAACUAAAUGAGGCGAAGUUAUAUUGAUGAUGGUAACUCUUCCUUAGUGCCGCUACAAUGACUAUCCAGCACCGUCAUGUUUCCGUUGCCAAAAAUCCUGUCUUAAAUUUCUUCUUAGCCAAGGAAACUGGUACUUUCAGACUCAUUUAGAAUUGUUUGACUUCCAGGUAGCUUCCCUAUGUCUUCUUAUCAAAACCAAUCAUAGGACAAGUGGGGUUUUUUUUUCUCUGUGUGAAUGUGAACAGUCAUUUCUUUGCUUUGAUGAAUCUGCAGUAUCCUGAAGUGUGCAUGCUGUGUGUGUAGGUUGGGGUCAGACAAACAAGGGUGUAUGAAGCUGAAACUCUCUGACCCUUUAAGCUAUCUUCCACUUAUUGUUGUGUUCUGUUAUCUGGCCUGCCUCUAUGGCAGACACUGUGAAACACAGACCAGGCUCUGCUGAGGUGGGGCUUGACUGAAUGAGUUUUUUUUUUUUGUCGGGGGGGAAUGACGUGAAUGCUUUAAGAUUGAAAAAGAUCAUAUACAUCUCCUUUCAGACGUAUUAUUACCUCUUUUUCACACAAAAUCUACACACUUUAUUGGUUUUUAUAUGCUAAGCCAACACAAAGCAGUUCUUCAUUGUGAAGUUAAAGGAUACAUUUAGGGGAAAAAUAAUCUUAGACCUGUAGCAUACAUUUUAAUUCAGCUCCCUGAUUUAAUAUGCAAUAGAUCCACAUUUUGGUGCUACAUGCAGCCCAAAAAGCCCAAAUUUUAGUCCUCCCCUUUGUUGUGUUGCCCUGUCUUUCAACAGUCUUGCCACCCAAUCCUUUGUUGUUUGUACUGGACUCUCGGGAUAUUGUUUAAAGCCAUGAUGUGCUUUAAAUAUCCUUUAUUUCUGGUUUGUCUGCUGUUUUCAUUGGUCUUCGUGGUGCUAUUUGUUCCCCAUUGUUCACUAGCAAACUUCUAAAGCUGUCGAAGAAUGCAGUACACCCUAUUAGUACUGGGAUUAAGUUGCACACAGGUUGAUUUUCAAAUUAGAUGACUUCUAAAGGCAAUUGGUUGCAUUAAAUUUUAUUUAGUCGCAUCAGAGAACAUGGAGCUUAAAAUACAUGGUGUGAUUUUCAAAAUCACACCAUGUAUUUUACUUUUUAGUUAUGAACUAUGUGUUGGUAUGUCACAUAUCCCAAUUGUAACUUCACUAAAAUACCUGAUGAAAUGUGAGGACAUUCUGGGUUUUAAUACGUCUGCAAGGCGGUGUAACUUUUUUCUCCCAAACUCACCUUGUACAUGCUCUUCUUAUCUCACAAUGUGGGCCCCUCUGAGCCCUAGCCAGUGGCAGAUAAAUAUUACUGUAAUAUUCUGUAGUUAAAUGAAAAUACAAACUCACAGGUCUAUAAGUGCAGUUUCUGGGUUCGCUUGAUGCAUUAUUCUGUUUUUUACAGAACUAUUUUUGAAACCAUGGCAAUGCUACUAACCAGUGACUGUUAGGCAUCUGUACUGUGCAUCUUGCCUUUGCAUAUUGGUACUUGCUUUAUGGCUUUAGAUGCUUUUUUUCCUAUUUAUAUUCAAAUUGCAUGAACAUAGAGUCUCUUCAAAUGUCUUUUACUGCUCUAUUUUUCCUUGUAGUUUCAUGUUGAUUUAUUUAUUCACUUGUGUAGACCCUCCCUCUCCAAACCACUGGUGCUUGUAUCACAGACAUUGAUUGUAGACAGUCAAGAACUCUCCUUAAAACAAGGCCCCACAGCUGUUUGCUCUCUCAGCUUUAAACAGUGGUUCCACUUCAGCAAUCCAAAUCCUUUUCCUUCUCAGACACAUUUGUGAAAGAGUAGCAUUUCCUUUUCUCUUAGGAUUACUCAAUUGUUUUCUUGUGGUCACCUUAAGCUACACUAAUAUUAAGACUGACUUUUGCAUAGUUCUAUUUUUUAAAGAAAUGAUGAUAAUAAUAAAUGGAUUUUCUCAUCUUAAUUUACGGGAGGGGUUUUUGUAGUGAAAAUCUUUUGUUGCCAUUAACCCCUAAACCCCAACCCAAGGCUGCACUCUCUGGUCAGUAUGUAAAUAAUGUACCAUGAUGACUGUGACGGUCAGACUUUAUGUACAAAAGCUCUACCCUGUGACUUACCAGCUCUGUUUCAGCACAUGGUGAUCGACUCGUUCUUUGGGCCACGUUGGCCAUCUGACAUCACAUCCAGAGUUUAAAAUGAAACUUAGAGAGCCGCCGGCUUUCUCCCAUCUCAAUGUGAAUUCUGUGAGUAUUCAGCAGUAUUGUAGUAGUCUAGGUUCAUCAGAAAACUCCAUUGCCACCACUGAAUGCUAACAUUUAGGGGGUAUUUAUGGGGAAUGUCUGAUGCAAUCACCAUGAGAAACAAAUACACAUCAGUAAUUGUUAUUUACUCUCCCCAAUGAUUCUUAGAUUGUACUAUGCUCAAUGUUUAAUCUGGAAAUACUUUGUACGAUGAGGUAAAUUAGUAAAACUCAGAACGUGCAAGGCGAGUCCAGAAAACAUUUUGUCAGAUCAUCUUCCCCCAGCGGGGUGAGUAAUACAGACGUGUUGGUUAAAAUUGUCAGUACAUAUUUGAGAUAUUACUGACUGAUCCAACUGUAAAUUCAAUGCAGGGAUGUGAAACAUGGAGUCACAAAGUGUUGUGAGCUGCUUGGUUGGAUAUGGGCAUCUAAAUACGGAAAACUGAUUAACUGUACAGAUAAACGCAUUUGUAUAAAAAAAACAUAUUUUUCUACGUCAUCAGAUCUCUACAUGCAUGUCAGCAAUAAACUUUGAUAUGGAAGCGUU
Molecule: messenger RNA, 5282 nt
Organism: Xiphophorus couchianus (Monterrey platyfish)
Lineage: Eukaryota; Metazoa; Chordata; Actinopteri; Cyprinodontiformes; Poeciliidae
Gene: stk40
Product: serine/threonine kinase 40
Exons: 11
Coding region: 242-1552 (436 amino acids)
Biological process (GO): protein phosphorylation
Molecular function (GO): ATP binding; protein kinase activity
Source: RefSeq, a predicted model, not a curated record